GUAUGUGCACACUCCCGCAUUUGCAAAUUCAAGCACGCGGGUUAAUGUUCUUGUGUAUGGAAACAAAAGCCCCAUUGAUGCUUUAAACAGUUUACCGGAACGUCGAUUAAAACCGAGAUUCGCAUUUUCUAGUUCGGUAAUUCUAGUUUCUUGGUAACAUACCUUUUAAUGAACAUGGAUUUUAAAAUAAGAGCAGUGCAGGAGAUUCGCCAGUGGGAGUCGGAUCUUAAAAAGUAUUUAGGUGAAUUGGAAGAUGCCGCAUUUAAAUGUUUGGAAAUGAUCAAAGCACCGGAUGGAACCGAUACCUUUCGGCAAAAAGCUGAAAUGAAGCUGCUGGAUGUGUUGUUUAUUGGGGAAUCCUGCGAAAUGAUAUUGAUAUGCGUUUGUAAAAAGAUCCAGCAUUUAGGAAUUAAAAUGUUAGAACUAGAAGGUUCUCAAAACUCAAGUAAUCGCAAGGAAAUUCAAGUUCUUGUGGAAACUCUGUGGCAAUACAAUCUUUUCGCGGAGAGCGUACGGGAACGAAUGAUCGUUUUUUUUAAAAAGAUGGAACAAAUUGCUAUAGAUGAGCAUUUGCUGCCGAAUCUGACGAAUAAAUUAUGGCCGCAGUUCAAGCGAAUUAUUGUUGUAAUGCGUUAACUUUCAUCAUUAGAGAAUGUUAAAUAAAUUGUUUGCAUUAACAA
This is a messenger RNA of Stomoxys calcitrans (stable fly), 680 nucleotides long. RefSeq lists its product as uncharacterized. The record is from RefSeq and is a predicted model, not a curated record. The coding region runs from base 169 to 636 and encodes 155 amino acids. The transcript has 2 exons. Lineage: Eukaryota; Metazoa; Arthropoda; Insecta; Diptera; Muscidae.